Messenger RNA from Dipodomys ordii (Ord's kangaroo rat), 2530 nucleotides. RefSeq names its product LIM domains containing 1 (gene Limd1). Bases 10 to 1860 code for a protein of 616 amino acids. Gene Ontology annotation, cellular component: P-body; nucleus; adherens junction. The transcript is spliced from 5 exons. NCBI's taxonomy places the organism in Eukaryota, Metazoa, Chordata, Mammalia, Rodentia, Heteromyidae. Gene Ontology annotation, biological process: regulation of DNA-templated transcription; response to hypoxia; cytoskeleton organization. Gene Ontology annotation, molecular function: transcription corepressor activity. The record is from RefSeq and is a predicted model, not a curated record.
CCCAGCAACAUGGACAAAUACGAAGACCUGGGCCUGGAGGCCAGCAAGUUCAUCGAGUACCUGAACAUGUACGAGGCCUCCAGGGACGGCCUCUUCCGGGUGGACAAAGGGCCCAGCAACAACCCCGAGUUCGAGGAGACCCGGCGGGUGUUCGCCACCAAGAUGGCAAAGAUUCACCUCCAACAGCAGCAGCAGCAGCAGCAGCAACUCCUGGACAGCACUCUGCCCAGGGCCAGCAGCCGUGCCUCCAGCCACAGUGGGGACCCCCUGGCCACCACCCCAUCCCAUCGUGACCCCUCAGUGGCAGGUAGAGGGGUCACAGAUGGAGCCUCCAAGCCCCCGCUUGCUGCCCCCACACUUGGGGUGACCCCCACUGCGGCCUCUGGGCAGCCUUCUUACCCCGGCCAGGAACAGAGGGCCAGGCCGUGUGUCCAGACCACCCGGCCCGGCAGCCAGGAACGGGAUCCUCACCAAGGCCCCCCAAAUGCUGAGCCGGGACCCUGCCAGGACCCUUCCUGCCUUACCCAUGGGGACUAUUAUGACAACCUAUCCUCCACCAGCCCCCCAUGGGAUCAUCAGCCAGGAGUGACCCCCAGUUUGGGCUCAGGGAAGGGAAGUGGAUGGUCUGAUCCCCCCUUACCCAGGCCCACCGGGGAGCAUCGCCAGCACCAGCCUCCACCCUCUCUGAUGAGCCCCAGCAGAUCUUUCCAGAGCGGCCUGGGUGGGCAGGAUGGAGCUGGUCGCCACAGCGAGAAGCCGGCCGGCCUGUGGGCCACGGCCUCCUCUCAGAGGAUGCACCCCACGCUCUCCCAGCCAGGCUUGGAGAACGGGGCUCCAGCGCAGCAAUCCAGGAGCGCCCCUGCCUCAGUUUCCCCCAGUCAAGGAGACCUUCUGAGAACCAACCCCGGGCCAGGAUGUGAAGUGUCAGGACCGGCAUCCAAGUCCACCACGGCGGCCCCUCAGCCCUGGCUGCGAGAUCGGCCCCUGUCUUACCUGUCCAGUUCUGCUCCCUUUACUCUGCCAGCUGGCCCCGAGAAUUCCCAGCCGGAUGGGGUCCCAGGGCUGGGUCCUAAGCCCCAGUGUCCAGACCUUGGCACGGCUCCGAAACUCAGUUCUACCAAUCCCAUCGGUCCGGUGAUGUCCACUCAGCCCGAUUUAUCUCAGCCAGAGAGUCCUUCCAAUUGGUCCCCUGAGGGUCCUGGAGGAUCUGUCCUGUCUGAGAGUUCAAGUCCCUCCCGGGUGAGACUACCCUGUCAGACCCUGGUCUCCAGCUCCGAGCUCGGACCUUCUGCUGUAGAAUUGAAGCUAGAAGCCCUCGCCCAGCGACUAGAGCGAGAGAUGGAUGCUUACCCAAAGGCCGAUUAUUUUGGAGCCUGUGUGAAAUGCAGCAAAGGAGUGUUUGGGGCUGGCCAGGCCUGCCAGGCUAUGGGAAAUCUCUACCACGAUGCCUGCUUCACCUGUGCUGCUUGCAGCCUCAGUCUUUAUAUAAAGGCUGGAUGGGGCAGGCCAGGGGACCCAGAGGCAAGAGGGAACCCAAUGCGGGCUCUGGGGGUGCAAAUCAAGACAAGAUGUAUCAUAUGCCUUUUUCUUUCUUCCUCCAGGGUGUUGGCCCCCAAGUGUGCAGCCUGUGGGCUCCCCAUCCUUCCUCCUGAGGGUUCUGAUGAGACCGUCCGUGUGGUGUCUAUGGACAGAGAUUACCACGUGGAGUGCUACCACUGCGAGGACUGUGGUCUGGAGCUCAAUGACGAAGAUGGGCACCGCUGCUACCCGUUGGAAGAUCACCUGUUCUGUCACAGCUGCCAUGUCCAGAGGCUGGACACAAGCCCCGCAUCCGCACCUCUCCAUCAGCACCACUUCUAGCCAGAGCCAUUUGGUGGGCCUGGGCCAGGGCUGUACCCGGUGUAGAAGUGGGGUGCAGGGAAGAGGAGGGGAGCGGUGGGCAGGCAAACCCUCACAUGGGGGGAAGGGGUGCCUUGUUUUGUUUUUUUUUUUAGCCAGGGAGUUGGGCAUUGCCCAUCCUGGUACAUGUGUUUUCCAAGCGCUUUUGCUCCAUUGCCACACCCCCCAGUCAGGUGACUCAGGUAGAUUCUACAGUGUAUGUGUGUGUGUGUGUGACCUCUGACCUGCGAUUGCACCCCAUGUGGCUCUUCUGGGGAGCAGUUUACAACCUCCUAGGGUUGGGGAGAGAGAUUUGCAUGGGUGCCUUUUGUGAACAUCUCCUGUAGGAGACAGCUCAGAUGCAGACACAGUCCAUCCUUUUCCUCCUUUAGAAAAACACCUGCACUCACUUCCUGCAUUCCCCUCCCACCCCCUCAUCCACACUCACCCCAACUGUGACUUCUUAGGACCCCCAGAGCUUUUAGCACCUCUGAAAAAUGGCCGGGGACUUUUCAACUGCCCUUGUCGGCUAGUUCUCACAUGGCGCUUUGUAUUAAGCCAGAGUGGAGCUUUGAAAUUAGCAAGGCCUUACUUUUCCUUCCAAUACUCUGACGUCAUGCCCAGCUGCACCUGCCACCCGCCCCCCCCCCCU